AAAUGAAGCUUUCAUCUCUAGUUUUACUUUCAUUUCUUUUCAUUUCAGUUUCUUUUGCAAAAUCCGUUAUUACCGAUGAUCAUCAAGACUUUCUCCAAUGCCUAAAUAACAAUUCUGAUCAGCAAUCAAAUCCAAUUUCUGAUGCCAUCUUCACCCCUAACAAUUCUUCAUUUACUUCUGUUUUACAAUCUUAUGUAAGAAAUCUGAGAUUUUCCGCUCCUUCAACGCCAAAACCAAUUGCCAUUAUUGCAGCAAAGCAUGAUUCCCAUGUCCAAGCUGCUGUUAUAUGUUGUAAGAAUCUCAGCUUGCAAAUCAGAAUCCGAAGCGGCGGACAUGACUAUGAUGGGCUUUCCUAUGUUUCAGAAGUCCCUUUUGUAAUUCUUGACAUGUUCAACCUUCGAUCUAUCGAUAUAAAUAUAACAGACGAAACUGCUUGGGUUCAGUCAGGAGCGACUCUCGGGGAACUUUAUUAUAGAAUUGCAGAGAAAAGUAAUGUCCAUGCAUUUCCUGCCGGUGUGUGUCCUACACUUGGGCUUGGAGGUCACUUUUCAGGAGGUGGGUACGGAAACCUGAUGAGAAAAUACGGUCUCUCUGUAGACAAUAUCGUCGAUGCUCAAAUAGUCGACGCAAAAGGUAGAAUUCUUGAUAGGAAAUCUAUGGGGGAAGAUCUGUUUUGGGCAAUCAGAGGAGGAGGUGCUGCGAGUUUCGGAGUAAUUCUUUCUUGGAAAAUAAAAUUGGUUCAGGUUCCUGAAAACGUCACUGUUUUCCAAGUCGUCAGAAGUGUGAAUCAGGGCGCCACAGACCUUGUCUGGAAAUGGCAACAAAUAGCUGAUAAGUUAGACCAAGACUUGUUCAUCAGAUUGAUACCAACACCUGUAAAUGGAACUGUAAAUGUGACAUUCGUCGCCAUGUUUCUCGGAGAUCCUGAAAGACUCCUGACAUUAAUGAAUUACAGUUAUUCUGAACUGGGUUUACAGAAGGAAGACUGUAUUGGAAUGAAAUGGAUCGAAUCGACAGUUUUUUGGUUCGGAUUUCCUAAAGGAACUCCGAUCGAAGCUUUACUCAAUAGGCCUGUAAAUGCAUCAAUUUACCUGAAAAGAAAAUCAGACUAUGUGAAAGAACCAAUUUCAAAGGAGGGUUUGGAAUCAAUUUGGAAAAUUAUGGCAGAAGUCGGAAUAUCAAUGCAAUGGAAUCCAUACGGAGGUAAAAUGAGUCAAAUUUCCGAGUCGGAUACUCCAUUUCCACAUAGAGCUGGCAACAUAUUCAAAAUUCAGUAUUCUGCUAACUGGUUUCAGAAUCAAACAACAGAAAAAUUGCUGAAUUCGACGAAAACCCUUUUUGAAGCUAUGACUCCUUAUGUGUCCAAGAAUCCAAGAGAAGCGUUUCUGAAUUAUCGCGAUAUUGACAUUGGCAGCAUUGGCAGCAAUGGAAAUGGCACAUUUGAGGAAGCAAGUGUUUAUGGUGUUAAAUACUUCAAAGAUAAUUUUGACAGAUUGGUGAGCGUGAAGACAGCAGUUGAUCCUGAUAAUUUCUUCAGGUAUGAACAGAAUAUUCCGACACGGUCUGUAUUUUACAGGAAGUCUACAGUUUGAAGAUCAGAAAUUGGGUACUAAUUUCCAAGUAGUUUGAUGAGACAAGUAAAAAUUGUUCCUGCAAAUCUUUGCCUGUAUGGUUUUUUGUUUUCGUUUGUUCAUUGAAAUCUGACAAUGCAAACUGAUGUAACUUUAGUUAA
Molecule: messenger RNA, 1732 nt
Organism: Mercurialis annua (annual mercury)
Lineage: Eukaryota; Viridiplantae; Streptophyta; Magnoliopsida; Malpighiales; Euphorbiaceae
Product: berberine bridge enzyme-like 14
Exons: 1
Coding region: 3-1592 (529 amino acids)
Molecular function (GO): FAD binding; oxidoreductase activity
Source: RefSeq, a predicted model, not a curated record